AUGCAGGAGUCUGCCUAUACUCGCGGAAACCAUGACGCUGAUCCCCCCCUGUUCCUGAUGCCCCGUUUUGCCCAACUGAAGUCCAGCUGUGCUCCAAGCAGCGGCGGAAGAUAUAUCGUGAUGGUAGCCGGAAAGACAAGCGGUGAACCUCCAGAGAUAAUGGAAGUCUGGAAGACUGGAACUCAUCAUCCAUCUCUCAACGUCCUCUGA
Messenger RNA from Miscanthus lutarioriparius, 210 nucleotides. The record is from the annotation of a GenBank genome assembly. Lineage: Eukaryota; Viridiplantae; Streptophyta; Magnoliopsida; Poales; Poaceae.